Babesia ovata is the source of this 5106-nucleotide messenger RNA. RefSeq lists its product as uncharacterized. The transcript has 3 exons. The record is from RefSeq and is a predicted model, not a curated record. Lineage: Eukaryota; Apicomplexa; Aconoidasida; Piroplasmida; Babesiidae. The coding region runs from base 1 to 5106 and encodes 1701 amino acids.
AUGACCAUUACAAUGAAGUUCAUUACCUCACUGAGGAUGCCAGAAAUAAAGCCUUGGAUGAUAUUGAGUCCCGCCGUAUCCAACUUGAAAUAUGAUGAUCUUGAAACAAAAAUUAAUGGCCUUAAAAAGCAAAAAGAUAUUGCUGAAAAAAGUGAGGCGUCCUUAAGGACGCCGUCCGUCAGUGAUACUGAGAUUGAGAAGCUUCAACAGGAAAAUGAAGAGCUUAAAACACAAAUUUUCUCACAAAUUCCUGAGCUUCAAAAGGAAAUUACAACUGUAAUUGACGCUGUUCAAAGUAAAAUUACUGAACUUGACAAGAAGAAAAAAGAUGUUGAUAGCCUUCAGUCUCAAGUGAAUGAGCUUAAAAAGCAAAUUGAGGAGGGGGAAAAGAAUCUUAAAAGCCCGCAAAAAUAUGAUGAAAAUGAACUUAAAAGGCUUCAAGAAGAGCUUCAAAAAGCAAAAAAUAAUUUCCCUGAGAAAGACUCUAAAUCUCUUGACUCUCAUCAGAAGUCUAUGAAUUCUGUCAGAAGUCUACAUGAGCUUUGUCAACAUUGUGAGAAUGUUAGUAAAACACAGAAAAAUGAUGGAAACUGUAAAGAUAUUUUAUCUAAUUUGUGCACUGGCCUCGAAAAAUUUCUCGGCUACCAUGAUGGUAAUUACACUGGCAGUGGCAUCGUGUACUCGGACCUUGACAGGCUCUGCGACGGGGUGAUGGCGUUCUUGGGUGGAGUUCUUGAGAGUGUGAGGGAUGAUGAUUCCGUUACUACAUAUAAUACUACACAAAAUGACAUUAAUAAUGUUAUUACCACUUUACAUGAUAGUGUAGGUAAAGGCCGUCAGGCCUUCCCGGAGGCCGUGUCCAAGGUAAGUGAGUGGUUGAAAAAUCAUGGUGCGCAGGUGGACCAAAAAAUCAAGAAGGUUAUGGAUCCUAUAAAUCGUCUACAAAAUGAAAUACAACGUCAUAAAGGUAAGAUUGAAGAUGAAAAAAUCAGUGAUCUUUCUACGCAGAUAGGCAACUGGACUGGGCGCGCCGGACAGUACAUUCUUCUCGCCAAGGAGGCCGAUGAGGCCAGAGAAAAAUUGGAUCCAGAUUUAUCAGGUAAGUUAGAAUGUAAUGUGAAAUCGUUGUUUCAGGCUCUGGAGGCUUUCAAGGUGAACGCUGAGAAUGACGAUUUGAAGGAAGUGUAUGGGCUGGUCGGGACGAAAUUGAAUGAGGUUACAAGAUUUUUUGAAAAAUACUUCACGCGGUAUUCCCAUGCGCUUCAGAAGUAUUUGGAAGAUGAAAUCAGCAAGUUGUAUGCGAAGGUUUUCAACCUUAAAUCAACUCAAUUUUGCGAAUUGGAAACCUCCGUAUUUGACGGCCUUCAGAAGUCCUUUGACACGGUGAGCGGUGCGUUGGCCAAUCUUAAGAAUAGGUUUGACAGUGACAUUGUUGAAGGCGUUAGCAGUAUUUUGGAGGAUGCAGGGAGUCUUCAAGUAUUGGUUGAAGAUGAGAAAGGGAGGCUUAAGAAAGAGGUUGAACAGUUGAGUAAACGCUUGUCUGAACUUGAAGAGGUUGGUGAUACGGUGAAGGUGCCGAAUAAAACCCUGAGUGAUUACGAGCAAAUGGGUGAAGAUGAUAAUGUAUGGGAUUUGAGAAGUCCGAUAAAAUCGCUUAAGCAGGAGCUGAAUGAGAAGUUUAAAAAGUAUGUGACAGAGUAUGUCAAGAAAGUUCAGACGGAAGUACAGAGCAUUAAAGAAGAUAUGAAGAAUGUGAAUCCGAAAGGAUCUGUUCCAGGCGGUAAAAUAUCCAAGCUCCACCGGCAAGCCAAAUCGGUCAAAGAUGACAUUUUUAAAUUAGAUGGCCAACUUCAGCUGGCUGCCGGUAAAAUUGGCAAAACUAUACAUGACUCUGUAGAGCAAGUUGGCACAGCGCUUACCACGUUGGACACAAAAGUGAAAUUUGAUUUGGAGAAGUUGGAAGGACAGGUUAAGGGUUUGUUCGGUGACCUUAAACGCAGUUCGCAAGGAUUUUGUGAUAAAUUUAGUGCAACUAAAGGAGCACUUUUUCAAGCUAUCACUGUCGUGGAGAGUGCAAUAACGAAAUUGGGAACUCUUGAUCAACUUGAGAGUAUUGAUACGUCUAAGCUUAGAGACCUUAAAUUAUUAACUGCGCUUAAGAAAGGCGGCGUUGAUCCCUUCGACUCUCUUAAACAGUAUUUCCAGAAGCUUGACAUCCAAGUCAUGCAACCUGUCAAGGAGGCGAUGGAGAAGAUUAAUGAAUUGGUUAAGAUAUACGCUGGUUACUACGGAGUGAAUCGCUUACCAGAUGAACUAAAGAAAUCGCCGGUUAAUGAAAGCAUAACCACCGCCUUAAAAUCUCUUACAACUAUUAGUAAUCUCACUACCCUGCCGAAUCUGACUAAUGUUAAAUCACUUCUCGGAAACAUCGUAUUUGACGAUCUAAAUACAGAAUUUUCCAACGUGCUUCCUGUCAUAAAUAACCUCAAAACGAAGUCCGUGGAGAAUAUAAGCAAAGAUGAAUUGGAAUCCCUCCUCCCCAAAUUAGCUGAAAUGGCCAAAGCCGUCGCCACGCACUCGCACAGUGUGGUCAGAGCAGUCAUCGAUGGUGUCAGAACUGAAGUCCAAACAGAAAUUCAUAGUGUUGCCCAGGCUAUAAAUUCUAAAGUGAAUAAGAUUAAACAAGGUGUAAAUAAUGGCAGUGCCGGUGACAUAAAAGUUGAGUACGGCGGCGGCGGCGAAACGGAAAACGUUAGAGGACUCGAGUGGUUGGUGACUGAUUUUACAAGCAGCAUCAAUACUGUGAUUCAAGGACUUGAUAAGCAAGUGGAAGGUGCCUUUAAGAAGGGUAGUGGCUCGAAUGAGUAUAAUAUUCAGGAAGCCAUGCCGCAAUAUUACAACUGGGUGAAGGAGGACGGCACCCAAAAAGAAACCCUUAAAGCCAAGAUCGCUGCCAUUAAAACAGAUCUGAAGGACUAUUUUAGGGCUGGUGAUGUUAAUAGGUUGUCCAGUUUCAAGCUUGAUAAAGAUGGCCCGUUCAAAGAAUAUUACUCAAGGAGGCAAGUAGCCACGGAAGUCAUCGGAAGAGUACUCGAGAAAAUAGGUAUACUUGAAGGAACCUACCCUACUGUUGAGGCGCUUGACACCUAUCUUGGAGAUGCCAUGGAUGACUCGGGUGACAACCUUUCCAGGAACGUUACCGCCCUCUCCGGAAGGGGGAUCCAUCUCGCCGACAAAAUCGAUGCCCGAGUUAGAGUCAACGUAGAAGCAGCAAACGACAAACUCAAGACACUCCUCCAAGAGACGGCGCAUGAAGCAAUCACGAAGAUGCAGGCGACGGUUAAUGAGAUCAUCAGCGGUGAACUGGGCGAUAAUAAAUCUAAUCUGACGAAAAUUAAGGAGACGCUCGCGGCGCUUCAAACAAAACAGAAUGAUGGUGACGUGAAAGCAGGCGCACCUGGCGGCAAGUCAACCCUUGAAAAGAAAGCUGCGGAGCUUGAAUCACAAAUCGGCACGUUUCUGAGUAAGAACGUUGGCGACACAGACGAUAAAGCAGGCACUGUAUACAACGAUUUGAAGACGCUUCAAGAGAAUAUCAGGACACUUAGCACGAAGGUUGUAGCAGUUAGGGACAAUGCAAGAAAGGUUGAAACGGAAAUUACCUCGUGCAUGGCCGCUACCGACAAGCUGAUGACCGAUGCGCUGCAAAAAUCGAAAAAUACUAUGAAAGAAUUCCAUGAUGUCGUCAAUCGAAAAAUCACCGACACGUUCCACGCCAUGCAAGAUGAAGCUAGGAACCUAUAUGCAGAACGGAAAAGAAAGGAGGUUGAAGCCUUGAAAGACAUUGUAAAUGCGCAGCUUAGAGAAAUUACAAGCAUUAUCGACUCCGACAUAGCCUCCGGCAUCAAGGGUCUACUGGGGGAAAUGAAAGGCGAACAUACAAAACUGGAUCCAUUGAAUACUGGAGCAGAUAAAUCAAAAUUAACUGCAGGAUGUGAAGCAGUGAAAACCUAUUUCACAGCCAUAUCUACCUACGUCAGACGGCAAAUUAAAGACCCUAAAUAUAUUGCUUAUGUAGUUUCCCUCCUCCCCUCCCUCCUUGAGACUCUCCUCGACGAUCUCGCCACGCACCACUUCGAUCACCAGUUCCACAAAAACCUCUCAGAACUCCAAAAAUGUCUCGUCGAUAUGCGUUCCAGAUCCCUUGCCGACGCGUCCAAUCCGCUGGCCGAGGCGCUCAAAAAAGGCUUGCUGGCGUUCGGCGAUGAACUCGGAAAGGCGUACGUCAACAGAUACUCCGGAAGAGAGUGGGACCUAAAGGACUGGAAUAACUAUGGCAAAAUAGGAUUGACUGUUAUCCCUACGCUGUACAGUGAGUUGACUACGUUGAAGGACCGAUGCAAUACAGAUUGGUCCGCAAAACAAAUUUGCGCGCCUAGCAGCCUCGGCAGUUAUCUGAAGACUGUCGGCUAUGACGUGGCAACAAGUUACUCCAAUCAAGACGGAGAGUUGCAAAAUGAGAAGAAAUGCACCGGUGCAGAUAUUAUUGCCAAUCUAGCCAAGGCAAUUGACGGCAGCAACAUUCCACACCUCACAACGUGUAUAACAGACAAACAAAAUAAGAAAAAUGGUUAUAAUCUCAUGGACGUCAUCUCAUGUCUUAAAUCCCAUCUUCAUCAAAUUUACCAAGUCGGUCACUGUAAGCAUAUCGCGUCACCUAAGUCACCGUGCUCUGUCAACGAGAUGCUCUGCUGGCUCUCCGGACUCCCACAUAAUAAGGUUUAUGGCAAGCUCAAAGAUCACUGUAGAACACUGUUUAAUAAGCCCAAGGGACAAGAGCACAUAGAAUAUUCCGACAUUGACCCAAAAUAUCUGACACUAGAUGCAUCUCCAAUUAAUGUUACCGCGAAGGACGCGCAUUCCGCAAUUGACCAUCUCUGUUCUAAAUCCCAGACCCUACUCAACUCUAUCCUUGGAACCGGUGAUGCAGACUGCACGUAUGCCUGUGAUGUUUCUAAUAACUCACUAAAUCUACAAUACCCAUCCUCCGGGGGAGCGUGUCUGCAGAUGCUUCUUGACUUGCUUCCCAAUGCAGUCUCAGCGUGA